AUUGCAAACGAGAGCACGCAGUGAUUUUCAGGCGUGCAUUAAAAGAGUCUCAAAAAACAUUAAUAGAGUUUAUAAAAAUAAAUAAAUAGCUACCAUGCAGGGAAACACGUUGCAAAUUUUACUAGUUGUGAUGAUCCUGCCACUAAUUAGUUUGGCCGCAGAUCCUGAAGCUGACCUGCACAAAUAUCGUGCUUCGCCCAAACUCACGGGUCCUGUGAAGCUCCUACACGAUCCCGAGGAUGCCAUAUUGAACACCUUGGAUGGGGCUCUUAAGAAGAUAUCAACGAUCUAUAUGCAGGCUUUGUUCGCUGGCACCCACACCCCCGAACUGGAAGCUCCACUGCGGGCCCUCGAAAUGGAGCUAUUCGAUCUGUUGGACCAGCUCUAUAACCAGAAUCGUCUCAAGGACUAUAUGAAGUACGAGGCGGAAGUGACGCGACAAAUGAUUAUCUACAACAUGCUCAAGCGAUUGUUUGGCUACACUCAGGAUGUUGUGGAAGUUGAGGCAGGAGCCCUCUGAGCUGUAAAUUAUAAAUUUGUUGAUGUCGUUAUAGGCAUAAGGUUAUUCAGAUAAAAAUAAAAAUAAAAGCAAUUAUGUUACUUUAAAACAUAA
Drosophila gunungcola (fruit fly) is the source of this 613-nucleotide messenger RNA. RefSeq lists its product as uncharacterized. The record is from RefSeq and is a predicted model, not a curated record. The transcript has a single exon. Bases 95 to 520 code for a protein of 141 amino acids. NCBI's taxonomy places the organism in Eukaryota, Metazoa, Arthropoda, Insecta, Diptera, Drosophilidae.